AAAGAUUAACAGGUCAUGUCAGUCUACUGUACAUAAUACGCGUGUAAGGCAACUAUAGGGGGAGGAGGAGAAGGGUUAUAUCCUAAGCUACUGGAGAAACGCUCAUACUUCGACUUCUCUUCAGUUGUCUGUAUUGACAAGUCUGUGGGAAAUAUGGAUCUUGAGAGCAGAAGAAAGAUUAAGAAAAGAUGUGCGCUGAAGAAGGACAUAAUAAAAGAGUUCCUUGCAGAAUUUCUGGGGAUAUUUGUGUUAAUACUCUUUGGCUGUGGCUCGGUGGCUCAGACGGUGCUGAGUAAGGGGGCUCUGGGUGAACCCCUGACCAUUCACAUUGGCUUCACUCUGGGGGUGAUGAUGGCAGCAUACGUUGCUGGGGGCGUGUCAGGGGCUCACGUGAACCCAGCUGUUUCUCUGGCUAUGGUGGUUCUGGGCAAACUGCCUAUAAAGAAGUUCCCAGUCUACGUAGCUGCACAGUUCCUGGGUGCCUUUGUAGGGUCGUGUGCUGUCUACGGCUUGUAUUAUGAUGCCUUAAUGGAACACACAGGAGGAGUUCUGCAAGUUACUGGCGUCAAUGCUACAGCUAACAUAUGGGCAUCCUAUCCAGCCAAGCACCUAUCAAUCCUUGGAGGAUUUGUAGACCAGGUGAUUGGAACAGCGGCCCUGAUCCUCUGCAUCCUAGCGAUUAUUGACGGGAAGAACAUUGGCGCUCCAAAAGGGAUGGAGCCUCUGUGCAUUGGGCUGAUCAUCAUGGCCAUUGGAGUGUCCAUGGGACACAACUGUGGCUAUCCCAUCAACCCUGCCAGAGACCUGGGCCCCAGGCUCUUCACUGCUGUGGCUGGAUGGGGUAUGGAAGUGUUCAGUGCUGGAGGAUGCUGGUGGUGGGUCCCGGUGGCAGGGCCUAUGGUGGGAGGAGUGCUGGGGGCUGUCAUGUACUUCCUGUUCAUCGAGCUGCAUCACGCUGAACCUGAGAAACAGGGGGAAAACAACAUCAAGGACAAAUACGAGAUGGUCACCAUGAGUUAGACGGAGAAGCUAAGAGUUCCACAGAGGCAUGGCAGCUUCCUCACCUGAACAUCCGUCGCGUUAAAGCAUUGCUGAAUACAGUCUUUCUCCAGGAGGAGUCUUUUCUUCUGUCUAAAGGACCAGAAAUCAGGUCUUAAUCUCUGCACUCUUAUGGCCCCCAUGUAAAAACACACGAAAAAAGAAUAACUGAGAAACAGUAUGUGAUGUUAUAUUCACAAUCACAAGCUCUAAAUUUUUACUAACCCAUGACAUAAUCAGCACAAGGUGUUCAGACUAUUCAUUCAACUCAAGUAUAGUCCCAGAGUACAGGGAUUAAGAAUCUAUACUGUAUUUCUAAAUAUAAGGCUAUAUUUCAUUGCAGGAAGAGUAUAGCGAGUUUAAAGCCCCAUGUUUCUGUGAUGUAAGAGAGGAAGCGCGGAUAUUUUUAGUAAUUGAACUAGUUUAAUGGAAUCCUCUCUGAAGUGUGUUCCCUAUUCUGGUUCACUUCAUUCAUCCAUUUGUUACAGUUGUGUGAAUCGCUUUGCCUGCUGCACCACUAAACCUCACCAAUGCAUGUGUGCUAUAGCUAACACAAACAUUUAUGAAUAUACUUUAAAGUGCUCAUAGUCUUGUUUUCUUAGCUUUUAUUUUAAAGAAUAAAAAAAAAACAGCCUUAAUAUAAAUGAAAUUAGUUUGUAUUUUCUAUUUGUUAGCACAGAACUUUUGUACCGUAGCACGGCAUUACUUCUGAAUGAUGUUCAUCUGAAUUACUGUUAUUUCGUCUAAUAUAAUGUUCCAGCUGCUGAGAAAUGUCAUGUGUGUGUGGUUUUAUAGCAGCAUGAGAACAAAAACUUUGUCUUUGUCACUAUAAUGUAUAAUGAGUACACUGACAUGAACAUUUGGGAAUGGGAAGAAGUAUUGUAUCAAAUGUGUCAUUGUAUGAUAGAACACAUUUGAAAGCACAGUUUCAAGAUGAAUAAAUAACGAAAAUGUAUACAACAUGUUAAUCAAUGAAACUAAUAUGUCAUUACUCCAAUUAUUUGGGUAGGUUUUAACCAGUAAUGAACUCCUACACUGUGCCCUAUUAUAAACUGACAAUAACAGAAUAACAUCAUUACGUCCAGGAAGAGAGCCCUGAAUUGAACCAUGUCCUCCAUCUGUAGGGAUUUUAUUUAGCAAUGGGUGGGUACAAGUGCCCAAUUCCCGAAACAAUCCCAACUAAAGAAAACACAUACAAUUA
Esox lucius (northern pike) is the source of this 2239-nucleotide messenger RNA. RefSeq names its product aquaporin 9b (gene aqp9b). Gene Ontology annotation, cellular component: plasma membrane; basolateral plasma membrane. Lineage: Eukaryota; Metazoa; Chordata; Actinopteri; Esociformes; Esocidae. The record is from RefSeq and is a predicted model, not a curated record. Gene Ontology annotation, biological process: water transport; glycerol transmembrane transport. Bases 154 to 1020 code for a protein of 288 amino acids. The transcript is spliced from 6 exons. Gene Ontology annotation, molecular function: urea transmembrane transporter activity; glycerol channel activity; water channel activity.